Molecule: messenger RNA, 3084 nt
Organism: Alternaria viburni
Lineage: Eukaryota; Fungi; Ascomycota; Dothideomycetes; Pleosporales; Pleosporaceae
Exons: 5
Coding region: 1-3084 (1027 amino acids)
Biological process (GO): carbohydrate metabolic process; L-leucine catabolic process
Cellular component (GO): methylcrotonoyl-CoA carboxylase complex; mitochondrion
Molecular function (GO): methylcrotonoyl-CoA carboxylase activity
Source: RefSeq, a predicted model, not a curated record
AUGGUUCCAAGAGCGCCUUCAAGAGAGGCUUUGACCUUGCUUAAGCAUUCUGUACGACCCUCAGUAGUCGUUCGAUCGCAAACACAACGCUGCCUCCUCUCGUCCACUUCGCGUCCUACGCUACCAUCGCACACCCAAUCGCGGAUCACCUCCCAAACAGUUCGCAAUACUGCUACCUUUACGCAUUCACACCAUGCCGAAGCCGUCUCUGUGAUCCCCACGAACGUCGACACGAGCAAUGCGGACUUCAAAGAGAACAAGCGCCAAAUGGACGAGGCGACCGAGAACCUGGUUAAUCUGCACACAAAGAUUGCGCGAGGUGGACCGCAGAAGGCUCGCGACAAGCACAUACAGCGAGGCAAGAUGUUGGUCAGAGACAGAAUAUCUGCACUCGUUGACCCGGGCACGCCUUUCCUCGAACUGAGUCAGAUGGCAGGUUACAACAUGUACGGAGAAGAUGAUGUACCUGCAGGCGGUAUCGUCACUGGAAUUGGUACAGUCAACGGUGUGCAAUGCAUGGUUGUCGCCAAUGACGCCACAGUCAAGGGAGGCACAUACUACCCCGUCACCGUGAAGAAGCAUCUGCGAGCCCAGACGAUCGCUCAAGAGAACCGGUUACCCUGCAUCUACCUCGUCGACUCUGGGGGUGCGAACCUGCCCAACCAAGCAGAUGUGUUCCCAGAUGUCAACCACUUUGGCCGCAUCUUCUACAACCAAGCGCGCAUGUCGGGCAUGGGUAUCCCGCAGAUCAGUGUUGUCAUGGGACCAUGUACCGCGGGUGGUGCUUAUGUGCCUAGUAUGAGCGACGAGAACAUCAUCGUCGAAAACCAGGGUCAUAUUUUCCUUGCCGGGCCACCGCUCGUCAAGGCAGCGACUGGCGAGGUGGUCUCAGCGGAAGACUUGGGUGGAGGCAAGCUUCACAGUGAGGUCUCUGGUGUUACAGACUAUCUCGCAGUUGACGACGCGCACGCACUUGUCCUUGCUCGGAGGAGCGUCGGCAACUUGAACUGGCACCGUAACCAGACUGUCACUUCGCAGCCGACUUUCCAGGAGCCUCUCUACGACCCCCAGGAGCUUUCAGGCAUCGUCGGCACCAAUCUACGCCGUCAAAUCCCCAUCCACGAGAUCAUUGCACGCAUCGUCGACGGGUCUUCUUUCGACGAAUUCAAGCCACUGUACGGUUCUACUCUGGUGACUGGUUUCGCAAAGAUAUACGGUCAACCCGUGGGUAUCGUAGCCAACAACGGCAUUCUCUUCAGUGAGAGCUCGCUCAAGGGCGCACACUUUGUCCAGCUCUGUGGCAAGCGACACAUCCCCCUCAUCUUCCUCCAAAACAUCUCAGGAUUCAUGGUCGGCCAGGACGCCGAGAAGGGCGGCAUUGCAAAGAACGGCGCAAAGCUCGUAACAGCCGUGAGCUGCGUUGACGUACCCAAGUUCACAGUCGUCGUCGGAUCUAGUGCUGGCGCUGGAAACUACGGCAUGUGCGGCCGCGCGUACUCCCCCCGACUUAUGUUCACCUGGCCCAACGCAAAGACGUCGGUCAUGGGCGCAGAACAGCUAUCGUCCGUCAUGGAAGCCGUGGGCAAGAAAGUGGAUCCCGCGCUAAAGGCACGGAUCGAGCACGAGAGUGAGGCCACCUUCGGGUCGGCAAGGCUAUGGGACGAUGGUAUCAUACCGCCGGAACACACACGGAGGGUGCUUGGCAUGGGCUUGCAGAUGGCGUGCGGUGGGCAGAACAAGGGCGUGGAGAAGGAGAGCACCUGGGCCUCUAUCAACGAUGUCUCCUCCCAGGUUGCCAAACAGCUCGUUGCGCAAUAUGCGACUAUCGACGAUAAGGGCAUCCAUGUACUCGGUGGUUACCCGGGUAUCCUCUACGAACCGUACUACUGGUGGCAGGCGGGUGCCAUGUUCGGUACCCUCCUCGACUACUGGCACUACACUGGCGACGAUCAGUACAAUGAGAUGGUCCGCGAGGGACUGAUACACCAAUUUGGUGAGCAUCAAGACCUGAUGCCCUCCAACCAGUCCAAGAACGAAGGAAACGAUGAUCAAGUUUUCUGGGCCUUCUCCAUGAUCGCCGCCGCCGAAUACAAACUCAAAGAUCCUCCCUCAGACCAGCCCGGUUGGCUCGCCAUGACACAGUCCGUCUUCAACCAAUUCGUCGGCCGCUACCAGAAGGAGGUGUCCGAUGGCACUUGCGGCGGUGGCAUGCGCUGGCAGAUCUAUCCGUGGCUUAAUGGGUGGACGUAUAAAAACACCGCAUCCAACGGAGGACUCUUCCAUCUCGGCGCGCGAUUGGCCAUGUACACAAAGAACGACACAUAUGCCAAGUGGGCCGAGAAGGCAUUCGACUGGAUGGCGAAUAGUCCUAUUCUGCCUGGUGACGGUCAAGUCUACGACGGAACCAGUAUCAGCACGAACCCUCCAUGCAGCGACGCCGAUCAAACGCCCUGGACCUACAACUACGGUAUCAUGAUUGCAGGAGCAGCAUACAUGUACAACUACACCAACGGCGCCGACAAGUGGCGCAACGAACUCACCAAAUUCAUCAACAAAGUCGCCAUCUUCUUCCCCGAAGACAAAGGCGGCGUCAUGGUCGAAAUUUGCGAAGCAAACAUCGUCUGCGACGCGGACCAGGAAUCCUUCAAAGCGUACCUCGCCCGCUGGCUCGGCAUCACCAUGCAAAUGGCCCCCGAAUUCACGCCGCAAAUCAUGCCCAAGCUGCAAAAGUCCGCGGUAGCUGCUGCGCAAACAUGCGAGGGUCCGUCUGACCACGGCGGCGGCAAUCACCAGUGCGGUAUGAGUUGGUGGAAGCAGGGCUGGGACAACAUCAAGGGCGUGGGACCGCAGAUGACGGCCCUCAACGUCAUCAGUGUGUUGAAUGCGCAGAGAGUGCCGCCGCCGUACUCACGCGAUACCGGUGGUACUUCUGAAGGCAACCCCGGGUUAGGCUCUGGAAACGACGCCGACCGAUUACCCAAGUUCCAAUCCGAAAUUACCACUGGGGAUAAAGCGGGCGCGGCGAUCCUCACUAUCCUCAUAUUCGCUUUGUUCGUUGGUGGGUCGGUCUGGAUAUUGAUGUAA